Megachile rotundata (alfalfa leafcutting bee) is the source of this 6382-nucleotide messenger RNA. RefSeq names its product spermiogenesis-related protein stanley-cup (gene s-cup). The record is from RefSeq and is a predicted model, not a curated record. Lineage: Eukaryota; Metazoa; Arthropoda; Insecta; Hymenoptera; Megachilidae.
AACAACAAGUAAUUAUUUCUGAUCAUACACAUCUUAUCUCUACUUUCUAUUAAACAAUUCUUGUCGCUACAAUUAUAUUUCUGGUAUCGUGUUCAUCGACUUGAAAAUGAGGAAAUGUCUCAUUACAUUAAAUAUGAAAGGGUACAUUAUUUAUAAUAAAAGGAAAUGUUAAGGUAAAAAUAUUCGAGUUAUAGCGAAAAACAAGUGAGCAUUCCUGCAUUCUAUCUCUAGAUCUCAAGAUCCCGAAAGAUUCCCAAAAUUCCUAAGCCCCCGUAUUCCUAUUAACUAACGUUAUUCCCAGUUUCGAAUAAACGUGUCUGUAAUAAGGCAAAUCGGUAAUUCUUGGCACGAAGCCGUACGUUGGGUAAAUCCUCUUAAAUUGAAAGAGGAAUAAUCUGGAGUCCAGCGACGUCGACUUAUGCGUAACCAAACACGAUAAUCUCGCAGUAGCAUAAUCGUGAAAGGUGAGGAUCGACGAAAAGUUGUCCUUUGAACUUUACCUUUCAACAUGGCUCGAUAGGAAUGCAUCGACGUCGAAAUGGGAUGCACCUCGAUAAAACGAGGAACGACGUCUGAAAGCUUCAGGCAUCGGCCACAGACGGAACUUAUUCCACAGUUUCGCAACGACUGGUAUUGCGUAUCGAAAGACUAAAGUUUUCGUGUUAACCAACCGACUGGCCACGAAUCGAUUCCGACAACCUGUACGGCUGAUCGACUCGAAGGACGAGCGAAAAGUGUCCGGGUAAUUUCAUGCGAACACGUUGUCGAAUCACAGAACUACGGGGUGAAUAGUAAAUGGGGAUAGAGCUCUGCACUUCGAUUCGCGAUUAAAACGUUCUCUGUUGUUGGUUGACGGUCAUCGAGCAUGCAGGCUAUAGCUAAUUUGAUCAAACACUCGGGAAACUUUCAGGGUCUAUAACUUCGUGAAAUAGUAACGACAGGUUCAUUCAUGCAUUUUGCAAUUGCAAGACGUUCCAAAAAUUCGGAAGUUAUAAACCCUGACAUCGAUUUCCAUAAGUUUCAUGCGAAAACUUCCAAAUAUUAAUAUAUCAGAAUGCUGCGAAUGUUGGUCUACCAAAAACGUUUUAGUACACGAUAUUAAGAGAUCUCCCGAGAGAUGCCUCGAGUCAUUAAAUCGACCUGGUAAAAACGUGGAACUCUCCAGACAGUACUCGGUAAUUCGUUUAGAAUACGGAAUUUAAAAGGUUGAAAUUAACGGGAGAUAAAAAUUGAUUUCCCAAAUGCAUUUUCGAAGAGGAUGACUCAUCCUAGGUUCACCCCUGCUCGCACCUUGGCCCUAUUCGUGGCUGUUCGUCCCAGUUCCAGGCGUUCCGUCUGGUUCCACCGUGUUAGGCGUCGCGACGCUCGGCGUCGUGCGCCGCCCGGUUACGUCCUGGACUCACGGCGUGGCGUCGUAGCCAGGCAACGCGCAUAUUAUGACCACCGUAAUAGUUUCAAACGAAACGGUUACGGGAACGGAUCGACACUUUUCCCCCUUGCAUAAGAUCGCGAAGCCACACACCGCACUCGCCGGUUAAUCGAAAACGAUUCCAACCGUGGAUUGUGCAGAUUUUAUGUUGCAUUCAUACGUUUCGAUUGAAAAACAGAGGGGUUUCACGCUGAUUUGCGGUUGAUGUUCAUUCAACAACCCAGGGGGAUGAUCCAGUUUCAGGGAUCAGUUUUAGUUUGAUGUAGGCUGGUAAGAUUUUUAAUUGCGAAAGGUGAUUUAAUUUGCAACGAGUCUUAAGAUCUAGAGUGUAACGUGACAUAGUGGGAUAACCAAAAUUUGUCAAAUCUUUCAAUCAGAAAAUUUUGCUAGCUCGAAGGGUUGAUAAAAUAAUUUUGGAACGUUAUGACAGUGAGAAUAGCAUUGGUGUUUAGGGUAGUCUUUGUCACCUUAAUUUUGUGCCUUCACAGAUAGUUAUGCUAUGUCUGGUAUGUAAAUUUAUAUCUUUAUAUCUUUCCAGUGAUUCAUUCAUAGAUUAAUACUAAUAUGUUUAGAAGUUUUAACACUGUAAUUUAUAUUUUUGUCAAACUUACAUUUUAAUAUCAAAACCUUGAUGGUCUAAUCAAUUAAUCUCUGCAAUUAAGGUGACUUAACGUAUAAAGUACAAUGUGAAUGAGGCUUAAAGCAAGGUGACCACUAAGAAAUACAAAAUUAUGAGGAAGUGUUCACGACAAACUAGAUACGAAGUCGUUUGUAAUUAUAUCUUUCGCGAUACUUUGAUUGCAGCAGAUAGAUAAUCCAGGAAAUACUUGUAUCUAACCUCGGUGAAUAACUGUUGCAAUUUUAUCUUGUUAUUUCUAGCAAAAGUAACCGUUCUAGCUUUAAGAAGAUUGAUCAACUAUUUUUCUUUGCAUGACAUAAUAUCAAUGACACAUUGUCACACAGUGAAAAUGGAUAAGUGUCAGACAUAGCUAAUUUGCAAAUUUAAGUAGUUCAACCUCUUCAGGAAUGAGAAUUAUUCUUUUAACGCCUAACAAAAUUAUUUUUGAGGUCAAGUAGUGACAAGUAGCGACAAAUUCUUUGUCUUUUCGUUUAUUAACCCUCAAAGCUGAAUGCAGUCUAAGUAAACCGAUGCUUUUUAAGAAAUCUUUUUAAGCCUUUUAAGAAUGCCGUCUAUUUCAUUCUUUGUUAAGCUAAAAGUUUCGUCAAUCGAGCAGGCUGGGGCCACAAAUCGAUCGUAUACUCACGAAGGACGUAACAAAUGGCGCAAGAACUAUAGGGUAGUUUCACUCGUUCGAAUAUUUACCGUACCCAGGUAUUUUUACCCAUUUAACGUUUCAAAAACAACUCUAAAAUUCCAGCGGAAAUCGAUAACAAAACUGGUAUUCAAUUUUUAGCAAUGCGUGGUACAGCUAUGGUUAAAAUUUUAUCAUCGCUUCCCAGAUAAAUUACAAAUUUUCACGAUUUUGUAUUCGGUGAUAUUGUUCAGUCACACGUUUAAUAACAGAACAUCGAUAAAUACAAAUUUUCUAUCAUGAUAAAAAUAAAACAAAGUCGUAAACAAGUUUUACACAUAUUUUACGUUUGCAGGAAAAGCUAGAAGUGUGAUGUGUUAAUAACCAGGUGAAAAAUUCAUGUAUCGAAAUCACGAUGAACACAACACCGUUGCUAUUUUAAUACCAUGUCAAGGAGUUAAUUAUUCAUGCUCGUAUUCAAGAAUUGAACCUUAUUUCCCAUUGGGAGAACACGCGCCACAGGAAACUAGGACGUACGGUAUAGUCUUAGAGGGUAUGCGACGAAAACGAGCAUUUCGAUCGAAGAAGCCCAGGGGGACUGAAGGUCGAAUAAUUCGAUGCAAAUUCGUUCGAGAAGGAUCGAGGGCAACGUAGUAUCCGAACGCCGAAUAAAGAUAUUCGAAAAUGUCUCACGAAUCUCCGCAAGUGAAGAGGUCGACAUUUCGGAGAACGAUGAUGGUGUUGGCUGCCGCGGAAGCCACUUCGAGCAAACGUAACAACACGACCAUUUACGAAGACGUGGCCAUCCUUCCAGGAUAUAAUGUCACCACGACAGCAAGUGGAGCAUCCAGUAAGACGAGCCAUUCCGAGACCGAUUUACAUGGGAAUGUUAACAUUCUCCUCGGUGGAGCGAUGCUCAGUGGCGUGAUUAUGGUCGUUUUUCUAAUGUGCUACUGCUGUCAUAAGAGUAUACGGAAGAGUCGACCACAAGAGUAUCCACAAUACUGGAGAACGGAACCGGACGUGCACAGUCUUGAGGUGUUCACCACUGAAGCUCACACAGCCUGUUGCGAGAGGCAAUCAACGGCAGAGGGUAAUCCAGACGAGAGUUCUUACGGUGCCCUAUCGUGUCCUGUAACGCCCAGAUCUGGUCCAGGACCUCCACCCACUUACGACAGCUUGAUCUUCGACCCGAAGAGUUUGCCGGCGUGUAUCGACAAGAAGAUGGACGGUCCUGAAACCCCGGGUACCAUCAUUCCUUCUAUGGUGUCCACUCUGCUGGGAUUGGCGGCUACACCCGUGGAAUGCAACGAGGCCAGCGAACAAGAAACCACCGCAACCGACGAGGGUUUGCCUUCCUACGAGGCUGCAUUAAAGCUCGACUCUAAUGGUUACGUGUAAUCCGACUGAGCUAGUUUUUAAUCGAACGGCCUGCUACGAUUUUACGAUUCCACGAAUCGAUUACAAGGAUCGUUCCCUCCUGGAUGGUUACGACCGCCAUUACCAGGGAAGCGGAAACUGGAGCUAACGUUACUUCCGACUUCUCGGUUUCUUGGUUCUUCGGAUAACGGUGAACGUUUGUGUGUGGUUUUCAGGGAACUUCGGACAAAAGGUCUGUACUGGUGAAAGAUGCUCGAAGAUCUAUUAUGGAGCUGAAUAUGAAAGAUAGACUCAAGUUUUUGGAAUUUCGGGACGAAUGGUUUAACGAACUGUCCCACAAAAACUACAUAGUUCCAAAACUGAACCAAAACUAGAAAAAAAAACUUGUAAAAUUCCAAAGUUGCCUCGUGAUUCGAUUCCCUGAUGAAAAUGCAGGAAACUUAGAUAUUCCUUUGCAGUUUAAGGCUUAGAUAAGCGAGUUAGCACGUUGAUUACCAAGACAAUACGUCAGAAAUUUAAUUGGGUUGAAUAAUUCAGUCACUGCAGCGACGAGCUCGUGUCUUAAGCAAAAGGUGUUCCGAUCUAAAUAUUAGGAAUUGUAAUUAUACUUAUUACAUGUGUAUCUCUCGUGAUUAUACAAUUGAUUCGGCGAGACGGAAUAAUCAUAAAUAUUUAUAUCGAUGAAAUAGAACAUACGGUCGUAAACGUUCACGUGAAUCCAUUAACACGUAGAAUGUUAUUACCGUAAUGUGAGAAAUAUAGUGUGCGAAUUAUGGCAAUAAUAUUUUUACAACGUGCGAACACCGCAUGGAAUAUUACUUUCAAUUUUCCCUUUCCGUUCGAGUGAUCGAAUUCAAUUUAUCUGUGGCGAUCAACGUGUUACUAUUUCUACCGAGUGUUUUUAAAGCAACGAAUAUCUGUUUCCGAUCUUUCGAACAUUUUAGGAACAUGCUUAUUAAAACGUAAUUUGAAACUGCAAAAUUCAUAGCUAAAAUAACGUGUAGAUAUAUUGUACUUUUAGAAUACCGUAAGUGUCUUCAAAUUAUACGUUUCUGACGAAUAUAUUGAGAAGUUAUUUAUUUGAAUAUUGUUGUCAAUGAUAAUAUGGUGUCGAUAAUAUUAUUAUUGCAUUAACUUUGACAAUUACUAGUACUAAGUAAUAAUCGUAGUGUUUGCCAAACCUAUGCCUUCAUUUUUCAAAAAUAAACAAUUCUCACGUUAAUAUGGAAAGUGCUAAUUUCCUACGAUGAAAUCGUGCGAGUCAUGAAGCGUACAGUCAUUAAAAUACGCUGACAUUGACUGUAAUUAACUUUAGAAGGGGAAUUCCCUAGUUUUACUAAUACCACCACGCUAGGUAAUUUUAGGACGUUAAAAAUCGGGGACCUUAAUUUUGCAAAAUUAAAAAUUCGAAGUAAUCUAGUUCCAGUCGUGAUCCCCGCCCUAGUUCCCAUCUAGUUACGCCAAUGAGCGUAGAUAGAAAUCGAUGAUCUUAACCUUCGGCUCGCGAAGGCCACUUUAGCGGUCCUCUACUAUAUCGUUGAUCAGCUUAAAGACCACUUUAGGAGGGCCUGAAUUACAGACUUCGUUUACAGCCGCGGAGCUGAUCAAGUGUCGCGAAUUCGUCUACGUGUUACUUUACCACAUAGGCCUUCGAGCUGAAAAUGCGGUUAAAUUUCAACGAUUUUGCGCCCUAGAACUUGGCAAGAACGUUAGCAACAUUCUUCUGUAAGCGUGAGAAGCUCUAGUUCUCAAAUUUCUAAAUUCUCAAUUACCUUCAAAAGUUUCCAAAUCCCCAAAUUCCUCAAAUCUCCAAAACUCCGAAAUCCCAAACUGGAUUAUCCUCUUCACCUCCACCUUAAUUUAAUUUGUAAUCCUAAACAACGAACUCUGCAAUGUCAGCCACAAUUCGCGAUAACAAACAAAACAGGGUAAGGCAGUUUCAACGCUCUAAGCGGGUAUGCAGAUAGCUUUAUUUGCCGCAAGUAAAUAAUUCAGAAAGCUGUCAACGAAUAUUGCAAACUUAACGUUUAUGUUGGUCUCGUGCUAAUUUUGCACCGAGCCUCAACGAUAAAACGGCUUAAUCUGAAACGCUAUGUUUGUUCGACAUAUAACUCGUCACACAAACGUAUCGACUAAAUUAUUAUUGAAUAAACACUGGCAGUUAAUUCAAUCAAUCGGUCGUUUCGUGUGACAAUUUACGAUCGAAUGCCAAUUAUAAAGAAUUAUUGCUUGAUUAGUCUUAUCUAAACUACUUGUUGAAUUUCAAUAAAAUCUGUCUGCUUAUCGUUCAUUCAUUAUACGUUCAUUUCGGUCAAAAGUA